AUGUCUUCUACUAUUUCUGAGGGCUCUUUCACUCCUCUCUUGAAGCUGAACUUGCCGUCGCCGGAGGAAUACCGCAAACGCAAGGUCGCGCUCAUCUCUGGUAUCACCGGUCAGGAUGGGUCAUACCUCACGGAGCUGCUUCUUUCGAAAGGUUACGAGGUCCAUGGAAUCAUCCGCCGAUCGUCCAGUUUCAACACGAACCGCCUGCAGCACCUCUACGAGGAUCAGCACGAACGUCCUAACAAGUUCAAGCUUCACUACGGCGACCUGAGCGACAGCACGAACCUUGUCUACGUGAUCGCGGACGUGAAGCCCACUGAAGUCUACAAUCUGGGCGCCCAAUCCCACGUUAAGGUCUCCUUCGAGAUGGCCGAGUACACCGGGGAUGUCGACGGUCUUGGCACCCUCCGCCUCUUGGACGCGAUCCGCACUUGCGGCCUCGAGAAACACGUCCGAUUCUACCAGGCAUCGACCUCGGAGCUCUAUGGCAAGGUUGUUGAGCCCAUACAGAGUGAGACGACUCCGUUCUACCCCCGCAGCCCCUACGGUGUCGCGAAGCUUUACGCGUACUGGAUCACGGUGAACUAUCGGGAGGCGUAUGGCAUGUACGCUUGCAACGGUAUUCUCUUCAACCACGAGAGCCCGAGGCGAGGCCGGACAUUCGUCACUCGUAAGAUUUCUCGCGCGGUAGCGGAUAUUCACCUUGGCAAACAAGCGUGCUUGUACCUCGGCAACUUGGAUUCUCAGCGUGACUGGGGCCAUGCGAAGGACUACGUUGAAGGCAUGUGGCUUAUGUUGCAGCAGAACCAGCCUGAGGACUUCGUCCUUGCGACCGGCGAGACGCACCCCGUUAGGGAAUUCGUCGAGAGGGCAUUCGGCAUCGUUGGCACGCAGAUCCGUUGGCAAGGAUCUGGCGACACCGAGGAGGGUGUGGACACCAAGACCGGCAACGUCAUCGUUAAGGUUGAUCCCCGCUACUACCGUCCAGCUGAGGUCGACCUCCUGCUUGGCAACCCAACCAAGGCCGAGAAGACACUGGGUUGGAGGCGCAAGGUCGACUUCCCGUCCCUGGUGAAGGAGAUGGUAGAGACGGACAUCCGGGCAUCGGAAAGCCUGAUUGAGAACCAAAAUUGA
Punctularia strigosozonata HHB-11173 SS5 is the source of this 1134-nucleotide messenger RNA. Its product is annotated as GDP-mannose 4,6-dehydratase. The transcript has 7 exons. The coding region runs from base 1 to 1134 and encodes 377 amino acids. NCBI's taxonomy places the organism in Eukaryota, Fungi, Basidiomycota, Agaricomycetes, Corticiales, Punctulariaceae. The record is from RefSeq and is a predicted model, not a curated record. Gene Ontology annotation, biological process: GDP-mannose metabolic process. Gene Ontology annotation, molecular function: GDP-mannose 4,6-dehydratase activity.